GCGGCUCAGAUCUGGUAACACUGAAUUAAACAGCGAUUCCGAACCACAUGAUAGCUCAUCGCAGCUCGCGAUAUCCAUCAAGUACAGCGAGAGUUACCCGCCCAUUGCAGGUUUAUCACGCGUGUUGUCGAUUACGGCAGAUAAAAUAAACAUGAGCAAGGAUCAUAUUACAUCGAAGGCUGUGUCACCUUUGUGGUAGAGUCUGUCCUUGUCUUUUUGUUGUCAUAAUUGAUUAUAAGGCAUGUCCGAGAAUACUCACAACAAGGAGCAAUGGCAGCUCCUACACAGUCUUCGAUCUACCGUAGAGGGUCUGCUGAUUGAUGGGAUGUCCAAUGUGUGGAAUGUUUAUGGUGGUCUGAAUCGACUGCACAGUGUAGUGGAACGGAUAUUCAAGCACGGCUGUCGCAUAUUUGAUCCUAAUGGUGAGCCGGAUUGCUGGAUAUUCAUUCAAGGACUCAAUUGGCUUCAACCAUCUUUGGCGACCUCACCAAUAUUGUCAGAAAACGAGGAUUAUUUAUGCAAUUUACCAGCUAGGAUAUCGUCCAAGAAGGAUAUGUUGUGGCUAUACAAAAGUUUAGAGGGUCAUUCCUUAUCACAUAAAUUAUCGUGGCUUCUAUCAGAUAAGGAACAUUUGCUUUCUUGUUUGGAACCAUGGGCAUUCCUUUGUCAAGAGAAUUUGGCAGAGGCAACGCUUUUGUAUCUACGAGCAGUUGAGAGAAAUCAACCUGUAUUACUCGCAGAAAUCGAUCCUUGCUUAUUUUUACCAACAUGGAUAUCUCCUAAAAUGAGCCCCAGACGACAUCGUCGCUCGUCCUCGUACCCGGUAAAUUUUUCUGGCGUCAAUCAUAUUUUCGCGCGAGAUAAGAGCAUGAGUGUUCUCAGCAGAUGUCAAUUGGACAAACUAAAUGUUUCGACACAGUCUGUGUUGUGCAACACGGACAGUGCUGAAAAUCAAAUUUCAAAAUCCGUACAAGUUAUCACUGACAAUGACGCACAAAGGGAUUCCAAAGUCGAUGAUGCACCUCUGAAAACGUGGAACAGUUUGCCCGCUUUGGCCAAGAACCAUAGUAGCGCAAUUAUGGAAAGUUCAGCCCCAAAUUCGCCGACAAUUCAAGAAAAUAGCAACAGCAACAAUAGCAAUAACCGAACUCGUACCAUUGAAUUGGCGGAGAUCAUCAAUGUCAAUUACUCGGAUUCGAAACAGCCCGUUGAUUCCAACAUAGACAAGCUAGCGAAACCGAAAACUCCUAUCAGGAAAAUGAGGAAUCGAACGAAGGCUAAACAUAGUCGAAGUAAAAAGGCUUCCGAAAAGUCGGAGAUUUCUUCAAGCGUACAUGAAAAGGUCAAGGACAUGGUUGAGGAGUCACGGCCAAUCACAAUCACAGAAUCGGCAGAGACGAAGAUGCUGCACCAAUUAACGACACGUAAAAAGACGUCCUUCUUGGUAGGUUCGGCACCCGAGUUUACGGGCUCCUGGAGCUUGGAAGUAGAAGGUCAGAAAGACAUUCGUACACCGCGGAAAAGUUUCAUGGAGGACGGUGGCAGUAGCGUGCAGCCAAUGGCAACCGGUUACUUUCCACGUCCGGCUGAAGGUCAGAGUUUAACUAGUUUCCUGUCUUCGGCACGAUUUUCGCGCGCUCACGAUGCUGAAUUGGACCGCGAAAACGCGCAUUUCAGCGUUUGCGAGGCGAUGAUUGCCGCCAUCGAACAAGUCAAGUGCAACCGAUUGCAGCGGCGUUUGCUGGAUGACGUAGUCGACGAUGAGAGCGACGAGGAGAUCAACCGGCUGAAACAACGAAUCCGGUUGCGACGUCGACAACGCCAGGAAGAAAAAUGCCGAGGCAGACGUUGGAGUCGCGGUGACCUGUUGAGUGACGGCAGGACCGACACGACCACGACCACCGAUCAGAGCGUCAGCCCGUUGUCCACGUCUUCGUGUAACUCCUCGGAUAGUGUGUCCACGGAGGAUUCCGAAUUGGACGACGAGCAGAGGUUGAAGAACGGCGGUACGUCCGCGUCGACCGCGUUGUUGUUCUCGGACGCAGAAUCGCGUGCGGCAAGAUUUACGGAUUCUAAUGUGAGCGAGAAUAGCGUGUCCGCUGAGGGGGUAGCUUUAUCUCUUAUUAGUCGCUUCAGUGAGAAACAGCUGCCAAGGGCGAGUGAGCUGCAAUGGUUGGUUUCGGAGAAGGAUGCACCACAACGCUUAUUGCCGAUGCCGAAGAGCUGGCCGGUCAGUCCUGACGAGAUUGAGAUUGAAGAUGCGCGGACUAUCCCGCUGAGAGGGACAAUCGAAUGGGCUCCACCGCGCCCGCAGAUCAUUUUUACGCCUCAUCCACCACCGGUAAGACGGAUGCUAAUAGCCAAGCAGAAUUAUAGGUGUGCGGGUUGUGGUAUGAAGGUCGCUGUGAAAUAUGCCAAUCGAUUUAGGUACUGCGAGUAUUUGGGUCGAUACUUUUGUACGGGGUGUCAUACAAACCAGGUGGCAUUUAUACCAGGGAAAAUUCUAUCGAAAUGGGAUUUUAACCGAUAUCCUGUAUCAAAUUUCUCAUAUCGAUUACUGGAUCAAAUGAUGUCGGACCCGUUGUUCCAAGUGAACGACUUAAAUCCAUUACUAUAUAGACGAAUAAAGCAAUUAGACAAAACGAGACUUUUGCGCACAAAGUUAUUCUUUUUGAAGGAUUUCUUAUUCGCGUGCCGAUUCGCGACUAGCCUUCAAGAUGUGCUGAAGAAGGAACCAAAUUACAUCAUAAACGAUCCGCAUGUGUACUCGAUUCAAGAUUUAAUAAACGUCAAGCUCGGUGUGCUGUUCGUCAGGCUGCAGGAGCUCGUUCAAAUUUGUUGCGCACAUAUUGUAGAUUGCGAGUUGUGCCAAGCUAGAGGAUUUGUCUGCGAGUUAUGUUGUUCUAAGGACGUGAUAUUUCCGUGGGAUCUGUCAAAAGUAAUACGAUGUGAAAAAUGUGGCGCAUGCUUCCACAUCGAUUGCAAACAUGGUUCUGACAAGCUCGAGUGUCCUCGAUGCGAGAGAUUGCACGCUAGACGAAUUUCAAGGGAUGAGAAGCCUUGACGAAUGACGAGGGCGUACUUAGUCGCGCUAUUCGGAAUAGAAUAUGUAUAUUAAGCACAAUAAGUCAUUCGAGUCCAGAAGAUAUCUUAUAAGACUUAUUUCGAACAGUAAAACAUCCUAAGAGAGAUUUAAGUUUUAUAGGUAUUUUUUGGACUUUUGAUGUUAUUUGGAAUAUUAUUAAUUUAUAAAAUUACCAA
Messenger RNA from Mycetomoellerius zeteki, 3261 nucleotides. It is a transcript of the gene Rubicon, whose product is annotated as run domain Beclin-1-interacting and cysteine-rich domain-containing protein rubicon. Gene Ontology annotation, molecular function: phosphatidylinositol phosphate binding. The record is from RefSeq and is a predicted model, not a curated record. The coding region runs from base 242 to 3064 and encodes 940 amino acids. Gene Ontology annotation, cellular component: intracellular membrane-bounded organelle. The transcript has 10 exons. Lineage: Eukaryota; Metazoa; Arthropoda; Insecta; Hymenoptera; Formicidae.